This is a messenger RNA of Adelges cooleyi (spruce gall adelgid), 1219 nucleotides long. RefSeq names its product zinc finger protein 583-like. The coding region runs from base 425 to 1084 and encodes 219 amino acids. NCBI's taxonomy places the organism in Eukaryota, Metazoa, Arthropoda, Insecta, Hemiptera, Adelgidae. Gene Ontology annotation, molecular function: DNA-binding transcription factor activity; RNA polymerase II cis-regulatory region sequence-specific DNA binding. Gene Ontology annotation, biological process: regulation of transcription by RNA polymerase II. The transcript is spliced from 4 exons. The record is from RefSeq and is a predicted model, not a curated record.
UUAUUUUCUUGUGAUACCGACGUUUACAGUGAAUACUUUGACGUACAAUGUUAUUAAAAGUAAAACAUAUUUAUUUUGCUCUCCUGAACAAUUUCAAUUUUGUGAUUUAAAAAACAAAAAAUCCGCAAUUAAAUUGGAAGUCGGCGAAGUCGAUAAAGAUCAUUUUUUCAAAUCUGAGAUAAAAACAGAAGAAAAUGAAGAUUUAUCAGUUGUAAAAGAAGAAUUUUUGGACCUUCAUUAUACUGAUUUUGUCGAAUCAAACUUCGAUGCAAAAAAUAUUAAGAUUGAAAACACUGAAGCCGUGAAUAGUUCUGACUUGGUAUUUUUAGUUCCAGAACCGCUAUUUACUGGCGAUACAUUCAAUACAAUAAAACAUGACCGAUUUUUUACUGAAGAAGAGCCAUCCACGCAGGAAGAACUGAUAAUGUCUAACGAGAAACUAAUUCAACGUACCUUAUGCUCAAGAACAUUCGCACAACCCAAAAAACAUGAAAACCUAUUUCAAUGCGAAGUGUUCUCACAACAAGCAGCACUCUCACAAUCUGGUAAUCUCAAAACGCACACGGGCUAUACACCUUUGCAAUGUUCAGUAUGCUUGAAGAAAUUUUCACAGUAUGGAAGUCUAAAAAUGCACAAUAGAACACACACGGGCGAGAAGCCUUUUCAGUGUGAAGUAUGCUUAAAGACAUUCUCACAGUCUGGAAAUCUUAAAACACACAAAAGGACCCACACGGGCGAGAGGCCUUUUCAGUGUGAAAUAUGUUUGGAGACAUUUUCAUAUUCUGGAUAUCUUAAAACGCACAAAAGGUCACACACGGGCGAGAGGCCUUUUCAGUGUGAAAUAUGCUUGGAGACAUUUUCACAACAUGAAAAUCUUAAACUGCACAAACGGACACAUGCGGGCGAGAAGCCUUUCAAUUGUGAAUUAUGUUUCAAGGCGUUUUCAGUAUCUAGUUAUCUUAACAAACAUAGAAUGACUCACACUGGUGAGAGAUCUUUUCAGUGUAAAGUAUGCCUAAAGGCUUUCUCACAACCGGGUCAUCUCAUAAUGCAUAAAAGGACACACUGGGUCGAAAAAGUGUAAAAAUUGAGAAAAAAAAUGAUUCUAAACUAAGUUUAUAAACAUUUUUUUUUUUAGUUUAUUGUAUAUAUUAUGUACUGCACAACACGUUUUGUAGAAUACUUUGGAAUAGAAACAUAUGUUAUUGUACAAAAAUAG